This is a messenger RNA of Pseudonaja textilis, 1260 nucleotides long. RefSeq names its product dynein assembly factor with WD repeats 1 (gene DAW1). The record is from RefSeq and is a predicted model, not a curated record. NCBI's taxonomy places the organism in Eukaryota, Metazoa, Chordata, Lepidosauria, Squamata, Elapidae. Gene Ontology annotation, molecular function: protein binding.
GCGGCCGGGGACGAGAUGAAGCUGAAGCGGUUCUUGCUCCGAUAUUACCCGCCGGGUAUUAUUUUAGAAUAUAUUCAAAGUGGAGAACUGAAAACCAAAUCCAUAGAUUUACUAGAUCUCAAUACCGCAACUGAUGUAGAAGCCUUAGUAGAAGAUAUUAGAAAAGCAGAGCCUCUCAUCACACAGUCACGGAAAGACCAGGUUGUACAUUUAAUUCUACGAUUACAAGAGAAGCUAGGACAAGUGGACCACAAGUUCUAUCUUUUUAAGGUACUUCGAGCACAUAUAUUGCCACUUACCAACGUUGCCUUUAACAAAUCUGGUUCUUGCUUUAUCACUGGAAGUUAUGACCGAACAUGCAAACUGUGGGAUACGGCAACAGGAGAAGAGUUACGUUCUCUGGAAGGCCACAGAAAUGUGGUGUAUGCAAUUGCUUUCAAUAAUCCUUAUGGUGACAAGAUUGCUACUGGAUCAUUUGAUAAGACCUGCAAAUUAUGGAGUGUAGACACAGGAAAAUGCUAUUAUACUUUUAGAGGACAUACUGCAGAAAUUGUUUGCUUGUCAUUUAAUCUUCAAAGCACACUAGUUGCAACAGGAAGCAUGGAUACUACGGCUAGACUAUGGGACAUACAGAAUGGAGAAGAAGUAGUCAGAUUAACAGGACAUUCUGCAGAGAUAAUUGCGUUAUCGUUUAACACCACAGGAGACAAAAUAAUCACAGGUUCUUUUGAUCAUACAGUUGCAGUAUGGGAUGUUAGCACGGGCAGGAGAAUGCAUACUUUAAUAGGCCAUCGUGCAGAAAUAAGCAGCGCACAAUUCAACUGGGAUUGUACUCUGAUCAUCACUGGAUCUAUGGACAAAACAUGCAUGCUUUGGAAUGCUUUGACAGGCAAGCGAGUGGCAACCUUAACAGGCCAUGAUGAUGAAGUAUUAGAUGUUUGUUUUGAUUAUACUGGCCAGCGUAUUGCAAGUGCCUCAGCUGAUGGAUCAGCAAGAGUAUAUGAUGCAGAAACAAAAAAAUGUGUGGCAAAACUUGAAGGGCAUACAGGAGAAAUUUCAAAGAUCUGUUUCAAUCCUCAAGGAAGUCGUAUUCUUACAGCCAGUUCAGAUAAGACAGCUCGCCUUUGGGAGCCCAAGACAGGACAAUGCAUUCAAAUAUUGGAAGGCCACACUGAUGAGAUAUUUUCCUGUGCUUUCAAUUACAAAGGGAAUAUAAUUAUUACAGGAAGCAAAGAUAAUACGUGUAGGAUAUGGCGCUAA